Messenger RNA from Histoplasma capsulatum G186AR, 1623 nucleotides. RefSeq names its product multidrug resistance protein fnx1. The transcript is spliced from 3 exons. Gene Ontology annotation, cellular component: fungal-type vacuole membrane. The record is from RefSeq and is a predicted model, not a curated record. Gene Ontology annotation, biological process: transmembrane transport; basic amino acid transport. Gene Ontology annotation, molecular function: basic amino acid transmembrane transporter activity. Lineage: Eukaryota; Fungi; Ascomycota; Eurotiomycetes; Onygenales; Ajellomycetaceae. Bases 1 to 1623 code for a protein of 540 amino acids.
AUGUUUGCAGGCACUUCACUCCCUCAUUCGGAGAGGACACCAUUACUCGGAAACGAAGCGACAAUCGAGAACGGCGAUGACAAUGGUAUUACUAGAGAGUCAAGCUCAAGCACACCCGAGGACGUGGACGUCCCAUUGGCAGAGGAGCUUACGACAAAGCAGUUGCUCUUGGUCUUGUCCAGUAUCUGGGUUGGGGUUUUCCUCGCUGCGUUGGAUGCCACCAUCGUUAGCACCAUUGCGGCUCCCAUAUCUUCGUCAUUCAAUUCGCUCUCACUUCUGUCGUGGCUCGCAACCGCUUACCUCGCAUCGAACGCCGCAUUCCAGCCCCUCAGCGGCAAAUUAACGGACAUUUUCUCCCGGCGCACGGGCCUGGUAGCCUCGAACAUACUCUUCGCGAUCGGCAACCUCAUCUGUGGCCUUGCGAAGAAUGAAUGGGUGAUUAUCUUUGGCCGCACGGUGGCUGGAAUGGGCGGAGGGGGCAUCACGGCUAUUGCCACCUUUAUCAAUUCCGACCUUAUCCCUCUCCGAAGCCGGGGAAUGUGGCAGGGUAUUGGGAAUCUCUGCUAUGGUCUAGGGAGUGCUUUGGGUGGCGUCUUUGGGGGCUGGAUGAACGACAACUGGGGCUGGCGUUGGGCGUUCCUUAUCCAAGUGCCAUGUAUGAUGGUGUCUACUCUCCUAGUUUUGUGGAAGGUCGACAUCCCAGUCAAAGUGACUGAUAAAUCAAGGCUGAAACGGAUUGAUUUUCUCGGUGCAGCGACCCUCGUUGCCACCCUUGUUCUACUACUCGUGGGCUUGAACUGCGGGGGGAAUCAAGUCCCUUGGAACCACCCAUUGAUUUGGACUACACUCCCGUUAUCUGUGGUGUUUUUCAUUUUGUUUAUCUACGUGGAAGAGAAGGUUGCCACUGAACCGGUUAUCCCUGUUCGUCUCCUUCUGGACCGCACUGUCCUUUCAGCAUGUUUAACCAAUUGGUUCUGCACCAUGGCAGUCUUUGCUGUCCUGUUUUAUGCACCGUUUUACUUCCAGGUCCAAGGGUAUUCUGCCACAAUGGCUGGACUACGACUGGCACCCCAGGCCGUAGGUACAGCUAUUGGAUCCCUGGGCUCGGGGAUCCUAAUGCGUGUUACUGGCCGUUAUCUCCACUUCAACUACGUUUCAACUGGCAUUAUUGUUUUGCCUUUGGCUCUGAUGACCACAUACACUCUCACAACACCUCCAUGGCAACCCUUUGUUCACAUCUUCAUACUUGGUCUGGGAUAUGGCAGCAUGCUUACUGUGACGCUGGUCGCACUGAUCGCCGCCGUCGAGCAUGAGCACCAAGCUGUUGUCACAUCGGCCUCGUAUGCUUUCCGGAGCACGGGGGGCUCGAUAGGUAUCACUUCUGCCUCAGCCGUGUUCCAGAAUCUACUCAGAACCGGGCUAUGGUCAAGGUUCGGUGACCGGGAGGACGCAGCCAAGAUAAUUAAAAAAGUCCGGAACAGUCUUGAUGCGAUCAAUAAAGUCCCAGCAGACUGGCGUCCAGGUGUGCUGGAUGCAUAUAUGGAAGCUCUAAGAGGAGUAUUUGGCGCAAUGUUGGGGCUAGCAGUAUUAGGUGGUGGAUAUACGCACAGAGCAUUGGACUGA